Messenger RNA from Papaver somniferum (opium poppy), 1564 nucleotides. RefSeq lists its product as uncharacterized. The transcript has 8 exons. NCBI's taxonomy places the organism in Eukaryota, Viridiplantae, Streptophyta, Magnoliopsida, Ranunculales, Papaveraceae. The record is from RefSeq and is a predicted model, not a curated record. Bases 240 to 623 code for a protein of 127 amino acids.
ACAUUCUCCUUAAAAGACAAGGAACUUUGGAUUGUUAUCUCACUUCCAUCUAAGAAGAAAAAAUCAUCCUCUUCUUCCACUCUAAUAAGUAUGCCUACACGUAGAGAUUUCAUUGGCUGCCAGUCUUCUGCACAGGGAUCAGACGCAAGGGUGGGAAGGAAAAAAGAUGUAGUAAUUGCAUCUCACCAAGGAGACACCUCAAUGGAAAGUUGGACCAAGUGGGGAUAAGACUUUGUGUAAUGCUUGUGGGAUCAGAUAAAAAGAAACAGAAAGAUUUGUCAGAUGCCGAAGGUGCUGAGGACGACAUAGAAUCUGUGAAUGACUAUUUACUUACUCUUCUAGAGGAUGGUGGAAUGCAAGCUAAGGCAGAAUUAUAUAAACAUAAUGAUGAAUUAGCUAAACAGCCAGAACACAUGGAUAAGAAGCUCGAAGAACUUCUUGAUAUUGUAGUGUCCAAGUGCAGACAAAUAAACAUUUUCGAGAAGCAACAACUUCGGUAUCUGAUUCAGACUCUGUCCCCAAAAAAUCAAGAUCGAGUUGUACAAAUUAUCAAAUGUGGAAAGCUACCAAAAGGUGGACAAUCGUUCUACGAGCUGAACAUUGGUCUGGAUAAAGAAGGAUAAUGGAACACUUUGGAGAUUGUGCUAUUACGUGCGAGCAGCUGAAAAUGAUAAACGACUUUCAUUAGCGGAACUGCAUUAAGGAAAGGUCGUGGUGAUAAACUAAGAUAAUGGAAGCCAUAUCAAAGGGAGGUGGACAAACACGUGAGCAUGUCCUCUUAGUCCUAGCCAUAACAUUUGGUGUCCUUAAGUUACAUAUUUUUGUCAACAAAAUGGAUGAUCCAAUUGUCGAAUGGUCUAUUGAUAGGUGCUUACACUGUGCUUCAACUUGUUUUUCAUUUCUUAUGUUUCUCUUCUUUCCAGUUUAUCAAUAUUUUUCUUACAAGAAGCUAGACGAAGGUUGGUUAGGCAAUGGAGAUAAAGUUUCUGCACCGGAGUUUGCAAAGGUGAAUUUCUUUUCAGAAGAUCAUAAGAGAUGCUUUUUUGUUUAUAUAUUUUAUUAAGUUUUCAGAACUCUCCAUGAAAAAUUAAAUGUUUUCUUAUGUCGACAUGUGAUACAUUUUAUAAUCUAUUUCGUAGUGAUUUGGUAGAUCAUCCACCCAAUAUUUGGUGAACAAGUUGAAUUAGGAAAAUUGAAAAUAGUCCUCUUAUUCUACCUUGGAUUGGAAUUCUUCUUUGACCAUUUUAUUUCAUUCUAUUUGAAGUCCACCAAAGAUUUUAAUUGUGUUACUUACAUAGAGUAACUAAAUUUCUGACAUUUGGUGACCAAGAUAAAGCAUAAAUAUAGGGUCUGGAUUGUAUUUAAUAGGAUACAAAAUGAAGAGAUGCUAAUGCCCAUGUUUUUAAAACAACAUCCAUGAUUCCAUAUACUCUCUGUUUUUUUUUCCAUUUCUUUAACAUAUACCUUAUAAAGAAUUACCGUUAGCUCUUAUAUGCGUUAUCAGCUUGUCACCGUACGUUAAUUCCGGGUAGAAUGGUGAGCUACCCAACCUCCCACCAAUAGA